Octodon degus (degu) is the source of this 2268-nucleotide messenger RNA. RefSeq names its product tripartite motif containing 67 (gene Trim67). Bases 1 to 2268 code for a protein of 755 amino acids. Gene Ontology annotation, molecular function: zinc ion binding; protein binding. Lineage: Eukaryota; Metazoa; Chordata; Mammalia; Rodentia; Octodontidae. The record is from RefSeq and is a predicted model, not a curated record. The transcript has 10 exons.
AUGGAAGAGGAGCUGAAGUGUCCGGUGUGCGGCGCCCUGUUCCGCGAGCCGAUCAUCUUGCCCUGCUCGCACAAUGUCUGCCUGCCGUGCGCGCGCACCAUCGCGGUGCAGACCCCGGACAGUGAACAGCACCUGCCUCCACCGCUUCUAUUGCCCCGGGGCCCAGACUCUGACCCCGCGGCCUCUGGAGGCGCAGGGGCCUCGGGGGGCGCGGUAGGGGGCGCGGCUGCGGGCGGCGGGGACCACGCCGACAAGCUGAGCCUGCACAGCGAGACGGACAGUGGCUACGGCUCCUACACGCCGAGCCUCAAGUCCCCCAACGGGGUCCGCGUGCUGCCCACGGUGCCCGCCCCCCCAGGCUCUUCCGCGGCUGCGGCCCGGGGCGCCGCCUGCUCGUCUCUGGCCGCGUGCUCCUCCAGCUCUAUCACCUGCCCGCAAUGCCACCGCAGCGCCUCCCUGGACCACCGCGGCCUGCGGGGUUUCCAGCGCAACCGGCUGUUGGAGGCCAUCGUGCAGCGCUUCCAGCAGGGCCGAGGGGCGGCGCCGGGGGCGUCUGCGGCCGCGGCAGUGGCCGUCUGCCAGCUGUGCGACCGCACCCCGCCAGAGCCGGCGGCAGCGCUCUGCGAGCAGUGUGACGUGCUCUACUGCGCCGCCUGCCAGCUUAAGUGCCAUCCGUCCCGGGGCCCCUUCGCUAAGCACCGCCUGGUGCAGCCCCCGCCACCUCCUGCGCCUCCAGAGCCGGCCCCCAUCGCCCCCAGCGCGGGCAGCGGCUGCAAGAGUCCCGGAGGCGCUGGCGGGGGAGCGGCUCGCAAGUUCCCCACGUGCCCGGAGCACGACCUGGAGAACUACAGCAUGUACUGCGCCAGCUGCCGGAGCCCAGUGUGCUACGUGUGCCUGGAGGACGGCCGGCACGCCCAGCACGAGGUGAAGCCGCUGGGUGCGGCUUGGAAGCAGCAGAAGGCCCAACUCUCUCAGGCCUUAAAUGGAGUUUCAGACAAGGCCAAAGAGGCAAAGGAGUUCCUGGUUCAGCUCAAGAACAUCCUGCAGCAGAUCCAGGAAAACGGCCUGGACUACGAGGCCUGCCUGGUGGCUCAGUGUGAUGCCCUGGUGGAGGCACUGACUCGGCAGAAGGCCAAGCUGCUCACCAAGGUGACCAAGGAGCGGGAGCACAAGCUGAAGAUGGUCUGGGACCAGAUCAACCACUGCACGCUGAAGCUGCGCCAGUCCACAGGGCUCAUGGAGUACUGUCUGGAGGUGAUCAAGGAAAACGACCCCUCGGGCUUCCUCCAGAUCUCCGACGCGCUGAUCAAGCGUGUGCAGGUGUCUCAGGAGCAGUGGGUCAAAGGUGCCCUGGAGCCAAAAGUAUCUGCAGAGUUUGACCUGACAUUGGACAGUGAGCCGCUGCUGCAGGCCAUCCACCAGCUGGACUUCCUUCAGAUGAAAUGUAGGGUGCCACCCGCCCCACUGCUACAGCUGGAGAAGUGCUGCACCCGUAAUAACAGUGUCACACUGGCCUGGAGGACACCACCCUUCACCCCCAGCCCUGCCGAUGGCUAUGUCCUGGAGCUGGAUGACGGCGACGGGGGACAGUUCCGGGAGGUAUACGUUGGCAAGGAGACCCUGUGCACCAUAGAUGGGCUGCACUUCAAUAGCACCUACAAUGCCAGGGUCAAAGCCUUCAACUCGUCAGGUGUCGGGCCGUACAGCAAGACAGUUGUCCUGCAGACGUCUGAUGUGGCCUGGUUCACAUUUGACCCCAACUCUGGGCACCGGGACAUCAUUUUGUCCAAUGACAACCAGACAGCCACCUGCAGCAGCUAUGACGACCGGGUCGUGCUGGGCACAGCCGCAUUCUCCAAGGGUGUGCACUAUUGGGAGCUGCACGUGGACCGGUAUGACAACCACCCAGACCCCGCCUUUGGGGUGGCCAGGGCCAGUGUGGCCAAGGACAUGAUGCUGGGCAAGGAUGACAAAGCCUGGGCCAUGUACGUGGACAACAACCGCAGCUGGUUCAUGCACUGCAACUCCCACACCAACAGGUCUGAAGGUGGCGUGUGCAAGGGGGCCACUGUCGGCGUGCUCCUGGACCUGAACAAGCACACCCUGACCUUCUUCAUCAAUGGGCAGCAGCAGGGCCCCACCGCCUUCAGCCACGUGGAUGGCGUCUUCAUGCCGGCCCUCAGCCUCAACCGCAAUGUGCAGGUCACCCUGCACACAGGACUGGAGGUGCCAACAACCCUGGGGAGGCCAAAGCUGACAGGCAACUAG